Molecule: messenger RNA, 2036 nt
Organism: Neoarius graeffei (lesser salmon catfish)
Lineage: Eukaryota; Metazoa; Chordata; Actinopteri; Siluriformes; Ariidae
Gene: cnih1
Product: cornichon family AMPA receptor auxiliary protein 1
Exons: 5
Coding region: 75-509 (144 amino acids)
Biological process (GO): vesicle-mediated transport
Source: RefSeq, a predicted model, not a curated record
CUCUUCGGCGUGAGGUGACAACGGUUGUCCCAGCGAGCUCCAGGAUAGCUAACGGUGUAGCUGCUAAAACAAAUAUGGCGUUCACAUUCGCGGCCUUUUGCUACAUGCUCGCCCUGCUGCUCACGGCGGCUCUCAUCUUCUUCGCCAUUUGGCACAUCAUUGCGUUUGAUGAGCUGAAGACAGACUACAAGAAUCCUAUAGACCAGUGUAACACACUCAACCCGUUGGUGCUGCCUGAGUACCUGAUCCAUGUCUUCUUCUGCGUGAUGUUCCUCUGUGCUGCUGAGUGGCUCACUCUUGCUCUCAACAUGCCUCUGUUGGCCUAUCAUGUCUACAGGUACACGACCCGCCCUGUGAUGAGCGGCCCCGGUCUCUACGAUCCUACCACCAUCAUGAACGCUGAUAUCCUGGCAUACUGUCAGAAGGAGGGGUGGUGCAAACUCGCCUUCUACCUGCUGUCCUUCUUCUACUAUCUCUACGGGAUGAUCUACGUAUUGGUGAGCUCUUAAACUCUACACCGCACACCUGAGUGUGGAUUUGGACUUCGGCCAUCUCUCUUCUCUCAGUGCGGCUCUGUUUCAAACGGACUCUGUUCCCGACUCCCUGAGCAGGGACAAUGUAUAGGACGCAAUUGGCCAUCAGUACAGCAGUGCUUCAUCUCACUCGCACGCACACACACACACAGAGUGAGUACAUUGUGAACUUGAACACUAUCGACUCCCAGGUUUUCACUGCAGUGCUGUUUUUGAUUUUUUUUUUUGUGAAAUAAAGUUUUUCUUUUUCAUACUGAUUUAUUUUCCACAAUGUCCCCAUGAUGGUUUCUGUGCCAACUUUUGUGUGCAUUUCAUUUCUGUAAUUGUGAUUAUCUGAGAGAAGGGUGUAGUGUUUCUUUAGUUUGUUUUAAAUUUUAACUGAUUUUAAAGAGUUCUUUAAUUCGCGAGGAUCAGAAUGUGAUCAGGUGUUGAGUGGCGUUUGUCAUGACGACCUAAAGCCUUGGUCAGUACCAUUUUGGCUCUGUCCUAAACCCUAGUGCUAAUGCUGUUCUAGUAGGUGAGCUGAUCAGACAUCAUGUUCUCUUCCUGACCUUUAUUCAGCGGUGGUGUCUCAAACCCAAACGCCAGACAGACAGGGUAGUGCCUGUUUAAGUCACUUGAUUUUGUCUGUUUCUCAUUCUUCUGUUAGUGGUAUUUUAGAAUUCUGUCAUUAAAAGCUAAAUGGGGUGAGGAGUUGGGAAGGGGGCAGCUGUCCUGGCUGUGUCUCAAAUGAAGGCCAUGUGCUGUGGAAGAAGUCUGACUGAAUGUGGGCUCUGGUAACAGUCAAGACAAUUGAUGUCCCUUUUCCUUUCCUCACCACUUUUGCUUUGAGCUCAUGGGAAAGGGUCAUGAGGUGAAGGGAAUUCAUAAGAAUGGAGGAACAGACAAAGUUAUAGCUGCCACUGCAAUACUGCCAGGUCAUUUCACUCAGUUAGGAACCUUCCUAAGCAAAAAAAAAGGACUAUGGGAACACAGCCAUUACUUCUGUUGUUGAAGACAGAGCCAAAAUGGUGGCUUUUCCUAACUUUACAGAGUUUUAGUGAAACUUCCUGAUGCCACCAUGGGUGUUUUUUCUCAUUCCUCUCCUGGGCUUCAUUACUUCUCCCCUGAUUGGAUGACACUCCAGUCAUGUGACUGUGUUAAUGCUGCAGUCCUUUAUACUCAGAAAAAUUCAACUCCGACUUCCCAGCGAGGAAUCAGGCGACUGCCACCUCACCCUCUCUGACGUACAGCCACGCACGCCCGACGACACCCCUGACAUCACGACGACAUGCCCACACUCCACAUUAUACGCUUACAGAUUCAGUGUCACGCUCCACACAGGACUGUGCUCUGCGUCUGUGUUUUUCUAAGUAGAAGCACUGGAAGACCUUCAGGUCGGAAAAACAUCUUUCUGAGUAACAGAGUGCAGCAUUAAAACACACAAUGAUCUGAUCUCACCUUGCAGAUCAGCCUACAUCAGACACAUGUGAUCCGUCAAUAAAGAGAUCCAGUGUUCUUAAA